Neurospora tetraspora is the source of this 216-nucleotide messenger RNA. RefSeq lists its product as uncharacterized. The transcript has a single exon. The annotation marks the transcript as partial. NCBI's taxonomy places the organism in Eukaryota, Fungi, Ascomycota, Sordariomycetes, Sordariales, Sordariaceae. The record is from RefSeq and is a predicted model, not a curated record.
AUUGCUUGUAUUAUUAACGAAGUUCGUAGCGAAGUCCUUACUAAGUUUUUAUUUAUUAAGCGAAAUAAUUUUGAUACUAUGGCUUCUUCCCUUUUACGUUAUAUUUUAUUUUGGAAGUGUGUUCAAGAUAUUAAGUUCGAAUUUAUUAACGAUUUCGAAGUUAUUUUUCUAUUUAACGUUAUUAAGUAUUACUAUAUGGUCGAUGUAAAGUAUUAG